Molecule: messenger RNA, 1263 nt
Organism: Vicia faba (fava bean)
Lineage: Eukaryota; Viridiplantae; Streptophyta; Magnoliopsida; Fabales; Fabaceae
Source: the annotation of a GenBank genome assembly
AUGGAACCUGGCGACUGUGACGGGGACAACACUGCUGUAUCUGCUCUGCUUCAGGGUGGUGUCCAAAGGGUUGUCAUUGGAAUGAGACACCCUUUGCAACAUUUUAGAGGCAAUGCUGUUCGUGCACUCAGAAGUCAAGGAUUGCAGGUUGAUCUUCUCGGAGAGGAUCUCACCAGUAAGCUCAUAGAGGAUGCUCAGAAAGAAUGUCUUCUUGUUAAUGCUCCUUUGAUUUGUAGAGCUCAUUCGCGUGUUCCCUUUUCUGUUCUCAAGUAUGCUAUGACCCUUGAUGGUAAAAUUGCUGCUAGUACUGGUCAUGCAUGGUGGAUAAGCAGCAAGAAAUCUAGAAAACUAGUUUUUGAGUUGCGAGCUAGAAGCGAUGCAAUAAUAGUUGGAGGAAAUACAGUUCGCAGGGACAAUCCAAGAAUGACAGCGAGACAUGGAGUUUUUUGGGAGUGCGGAGGAACAUUGGCUGCAUCUGCUAUUUCAUCUGGAGUAAUUCACAAGGUUUAUGCAUUUGUUGCUCCUAAAAUUAUUGGUGGAAAGAAUGCACCAUCUCCUGUCGGUGAUCUUGGGAUGGUUGAGAUGUCACAGGCUAUAAAUCUAGUUGAUGUUUGCUAUGAGCAGAUUGGGCCUGACAUGCUUGUUAGCGGAUUUCUUCAACCGAUACCAGACACGGCACCGACAAUCCCAUCACCAGAAAAAACUUUUGUUGUUGACCCUACUGUCUCACGUUAUGAAUCCGGCAUCAUAUUUUUCUACAAAACAUGGGAUCCUUAUGGUGCAUUGUCAAAUUUCUCUCCUCAUCCCAUUCAAAUGCCUGACGAAAAUGGCGAUAGUGUGACUUGGUUGAGUGUGCAACAUUACUACCAGGCGCACAAGUUUGUUGGAGUGGAUGAUACUGCUGCGCGGGAUUGUAUUGAAAGGAUCAAAUCUUCAAAAAGUCCAGAAGAAGCUGCAAGAAUAGGAAGGUCAAUGCAAAAACAGCAUCCUGAUCUGAUAAGGCCUGACUGGGACAACGUCAAAAUCGAUGUUAUGUACGCAGCACUGAAAUGCAAAUUCUCCACAUAUCCGCGGCUGAGUUCUAUGCUAGUUUCAACUGCUGGUUCGGUUCUAGUUGAGGCUUCUCCACAUGAUCUCUUCUGGGGUGGCGGUCGAGAAGGAGAAGGCUUGAAUUAUCUUGGACGACUUUUGAUGAAGUUGAGAUCAGAGUUUGUUGAGGAAUCAUCAUCAUCAUCAUCAUCAAUUGUUUUGACUUGGACAUAA